Molecule: messenger RNA, 1968 nt
Organism: Effrenium voratum
Lineage: Eukaryota; Dinophyceae; Suessiales; Symbiodiniaceae
Source: the annotation of a GenBank genome assembly
AGAUCAGCUGCGUGUGUCGCCUGGCCAUGACUGCCAUGACUGCCAUGUACGCGACACCGAGCGCAUGUCCGUGCGGCGCAGUUUCAGAAGGCUCUCCAAAGCGGCGGAGCUGGCGCUGGAGCUGAACGAAGCCGCCACGAGGGGCGACCAGCACAGGGCGGAGCAGCUCUUUCAGGUGGUCUUACCUCAGCUACCAGAGAAAGCGACGAGGACCUACAACACCUUACUGAAGGCAUAUGCCAAUGCCGGCUCUGCCAAGAAGGCAGUGGAGUGUUACAGCCAGAUGCACUCCAGCCGAGUGCGGACCAACGCAAGGACCUACGGCAAGUUGGUGGAGGCCUACGCAAAGCGCGGGGACCUGGAGAGCGCCCUGGUCUGGGUGGCCCGCAUGGCGAAAAGCUUCGAGGUGGAUCAGGUUGUUCUGAACACCCUCAUGGACGCUGCUGCCCAGGCUGGCCGCGUGCCCGAGGCAGAGGCGCUGAUGUUUGGCCUGAAGCAGUACAGCGUGCAGCCCACGCAGGAGAGCUUCGGGAGUCUCUUGCAUGCCUGUGCCAAGGCAACGGACGUGGUGCAGGCGCGAGGCUUGUUGGGGCGCAUGCGCCAGAGCUGCCUGGCGCCGAAUCGCCACUGCUUCAGCGCUGUGAUCGACGCCUGCGGCAAGGCGGGGAAGUCGGCGGCCGCCAUCGAGGUGCUGGCGGAGAUGCAGAGCCAGCAGGUCGCCCCAGACGUGGUGGCCAUGUCCAGCAUGGUCCAUGCCUUUGCUCGGAACGGGAAGGUGGCUGAUGCCGCGAAGUGGCUGCAGAGGGCCAAAGAGCUUGGCUUAGCUCCCAAUAUCAUCACCUACAACAGCAUGAUCCACGCCUGCGCUCGCAUUGGAGACCCCAAGCAGGCCAUCCGGUGGUUUGAGCAGCUGCAGAUGGCCGGGCUGGCGCCGGCCCUGGCGUCCUACGGGGGGGUCAUCGAGGCCUUCGCGAAGAAGGGGCGGCCCCGGGCGGAGGCCCAAAAGUGGUUCAACCGCAUGGCGAGGCAGCACUCCCCGGACGCCCCAGCCUUUGUGAGCCUGAUUUGGCUCUGCGCUCGGGGGGGCCAGUUCUGGGAAGCCGUGGAGUGGGUGCGGCGUAUGCAGCAGACCAUGCCGCUGGAUGACAGACCCUACAACGCCUUACUGGCGGCCGCAGCGCAAGCCGGAGACCCAGAAGGUGCCUUGCAGUGCCUGGAGAAGAUGAAGGAGAAGUCCCUGCGGGUGAGCGUCCUCACGCACACCAACAUCGUCAAUGCCUAUGGGAAGGCUUCUCAGCACCUCAAGGCAGUGGCAUGGUUGGAGGUGAUGGCCAAUGACCACCAUGCGCCCAACCUGCUCUCCUACACCAGUGCCCUCGAGGCCUGUUUGCGCGUGGCUGCGUGGGACGAGUCCUUACGCCUGCUGGAUGUCAUGCACCAACAAGGCAUCCGCGCUGAUCGUGUGCUGCUGGGCAAGCUCAAGCGGCUGAUGCCUUUAGAGGUGUUCCAGCACUGGUCCUCUGCGCAAUCAUUUCCGACCCGGACCUGACAGCAUUUGACUGAGCCGCCAAACGUGGGGCGUGAAAUGAGGCCUGGCUUGAGUUCGAUCUGAAGUCUCCAAGCGACUUCUACCUGAUUGAGCCUUCUUCGAUGGGCAAGCUUCACUGGGACUUUACGACUCGACUCGGCCGAACUGACGAGGCUGCGCACCAUCCCUCUGGAUAUGUAUCUUAUGGAACUGAUGUGUUUGGCUGGAAGCGACCCCGGAUGCGACAAUUUGUGCUAUGCGAUCAACGUGUCAGAGACUCAUUUCCAGGUGCUGGACAUUUCAAGCUGAUCACUGAAACCCGCCCGGAAAGUGGCUCCGGCAACCACCAGCAGCUUGCCAACUUCCGGAACAUCGACAAUUUAACACCUCACUCAGAGAAUCUACAAUAUGCGGUAUCGCACUCUUAUCCAGAUCAUGCA